CAGAACACAACUACAGAAAACUCAGAUGGGGCUUGACACCGCUAAAAUGGACCUAUGCAGAAAAGUAUGGUCGGCGCGCAAACUGCUUGUGGUUGCCCUGAUUCCGCUGUCGCUACUACCCCUGCCCCUCAUCCACCCGAGCAGUGAGUCUUCCUGUGCCUACGUGCUGAUCGUGACAGCGGUGUACUGGGUGUCCGAGGCUGUGCCUCUGGGAGCUGCAGCGCUGGUGCCUGCAUUUCUGUACCCAAUGUUUGGGGUCCUCAAGUCAAGUGAGGUGGCUGCGGAGUACUUUAAGGACACCACUCUGCUGCUGAUGGGGGUGAUCUGUCUGGCUGCCUCUAUAGAGAAAUGGAACCUGCACAAACGCAUCGCACUCCGCAUGGUCAUGGUGGCAGGGGCCAAGCCGGGCAUGUUGGUGCUGGGCUUCAUGAGCUGUACGGUGUUCUUGUCCAUGUGGCUGAGUAACACCUCCACCACUGCUAUGGUAAUGCCCAUCGCCGAGGCCGUGCUUCAGCAACUCAUCUACACGGGCAUCGCAGACUCCCAUGAUGACUCCGACACCAUGGACACGCAAGAGGAUGAAAGCGGUGAAGAGACUGUGAGCAAGAAUCAGUUUGAAUUAAACCGUAAAAACAGUUGUGAGAAACGUGAUCUUUGCACGGUGGCAGAGGUAAGACCUGACAUCAUCAGAACUGUGACGUUACGUCAUCAGAGCCGUGACAGUCCUUUCUCUGUUUUCCUUUUGUCUAUUCCACAGAAAGCCAGUGGAUUUGGAGUGAAACCGGGACAGGGUCCAGAUGUCCCAAAGGAGACUAACGGGUAUUUAACUGAGACUGCAGUUGACAUUCCCAUGCCAAAGAAACCCAAGAUUCAGAGGAACUCGCUAUAUCCCACCAAAAGAGAUCACAUGAUCUGCAAGUGUCUGUCUCUCAGCAUCACCUACGCAGCCACCAUUGGGGGCCUUAUUACCAUUACAGGCACCUCCACCAACAUGAUCUUUGCAGAGCAGUUUAACAACCGAUACCCAGAGGCUAAGUUCAUCAACUUUGGUACCUGGUUCAUCUUCAGUCUGCCUAUUGCCCUGGUGAUGCUGGUGUUGACCUGGAUGUGGCUACACUUCUUGUUUCUUGGAUGCAAUUUCAGAGAGACUUGUUCUUGGAGUAAGAAACGCAAAACCAAGCGGGAGGUUCUCUCGGAGAAACGCAUCCAUGAGGAGUACCAGAAGCUCGGUCCCAUCAGCUAUCCUGAGGUCCUGACGGGCCUCUUCUUCGUUCUGAUGACCUUACUGUGGUUCACAAGGGAACCUGGAUUCGUCCCUGGCUGGACAUGCUUGUUUGAGAAGAAGGGUUACAGGACGGACGCGACGGUCUCAGUGCUGCUCGGCUUCCUCCUCUUCCUCAUCCCUGCACGCAAGCCCUGGCCAUCAGGAGGCUCCAGUCAUGGAAAAGACUCGGGGGACAGUGCCGAUGAGGACGAAGGAGACCCCUUGGCACCCAUGAUCACAUGGAAAGACUUUCUGCGACUAAUGCCCUGGGAGAUUGUUAUCCUGGUCGGUGGGGGGUACGCGCUGGCCGCAGGAUGUAAGGUAUCAGGGCUCUCCGUGUGGAUUGGCCGGCAGCUGGAGCCAAUGAGCGGCCUGCCGCCGUGGGCCGUCACGCUGCUCGCCUGCCUGCUGGUGUCUGCCGUGACCGAGUUCGCCAGCAACCCCGCAACCCUCACUGUCUUCCUGCCCAUCCUCUCGGCUCUGUCGGAGACUCUGCAGAUAAACCCCCUGUACACACUCAUCCCUGCCACCAUGUGCGUGUCCUUUGGAGUCAUGUUGCCUGUGGGAAACCCACCCAACGCCAUCGUGUUCAGCUACGGCCACCUGCAGAUCAGUGACAUGGUUAAGGCUGGUUUUGGUGUGAACCUGAUCGGAGUUUUGGUGGUCAUGCUGGCCAUAACCACAUGGGGUGUACCGCUUUUCCAACUGACCGAGUUCCCUGCCUGGGCUAUAGCGAGAAAUGCUACUGGCAGCUUGUAGCCACCGGAGGGCGACAAAGCGUUUGCCAAAGCGUGCGGGCAUUUAGUUUUUCUACCCGACAUAAAGAAAUAGACGCUUAUACAGGGCGUUUUAAAUGGUCACUGAAAGAGGUACCGAGGGAACCCCGCCCCCACCCCCACCCCCAAAGAGGGCAUGUUGCAUCACCGUUUACAUUAUGGCGAGUGUAGAAUGAUCCGAGUUAUCUUGCAGACCCAUAUACCAUUUACAAUAAAAAUAAAAACACAAAGGAAUAAGAAAAUAGUAAACUGAUGUUUGCUUUUGCACCAAGUUCAUUUAAAAUAUAUGCACAUCAACUCCGUUACGUUCCAGUGUUGUCCAGACUCGUGUCGAGUGUGUUUAUGAGCGUUUUGAGGGAAAUGACUGUAGAUUAUCAGUUUGCUUUUACAAGGUGAAGUUGGGAAUGCCGUAUGUUACGCUGUAUGCCUUACCGUGUUCUGUCUAUAAUUCAUUUAGACAGCAGUCAUAAUACUGCAAACAUUUAUAAAAAGGUCACAAACUGCUGUAAAUACAACAAACUCACUAUCAUGCAAUGUCCGUGAAAUUACUUCCAAAUCAUUGUAAACAUUUUUUUUAUUUGUUUGCAAUGAACCUGUUCCACUGAACUUCAUAUUACAAAACAACAAAUUUUGUGUUGCACAUUAAAAAAAAAAAUCACACUUUACACAAACGA
Molecule: messenger RNA, 2714 nt
Organism: Electrophorus electricus (electric eel)
Lineage: Eukaryota; Metazoa; Chordata; Actinopteri; Gymnotiformes; Gymnotidae
Gene: slc13a4
Product: solute carrier family 13 member 4
Biological process (GO): transmembrane transport
Cellular component (GO): plasma membrane
Molecular function (GO): transmembrane transporter activity
Source: RefSeq, a predicted model, not a curated record